AUGCCGCACGAGCUGCUCCUGUUUGCACAGCUGCCCAAUUCGCGCCUCGAGCAGCUGCUGAACAUCGUCGCCGGAAUCGCCGGCGCCCAGCCGCAGCGUGUCAUCGAGCGCCAUGUGGUAUACCGACCCCAGCGCGACCCGCUGCAACGCCAGUACGCCGUUGGCGCCAGCCAGAAUGUGCAGACGACCCAGCGCGCGACCUCGCGCGAGCAGCUGUCCAAGGACAUGUUCUACUGGCAGACGGUGAAGGAGCUCGACGACGCCGACUUUGGCCCUGCGGCGUCGAAAGAGCAUGCCCCAAAAGAGAAGGCGAAUCCCGACGCUGAACGCAAGGGUUGGGCUAUCCAGUUUCAGGACAUCCCAGAGGCAGGCCAGAGACCUGUCACCACGCGCUGGGUUCAGACAACCGACGUGGUCGCGGGCGAUCCCCACGCCCACAUGAAAGCGACCAUGUACAACUACGUCUCCGAGUACGUUGACGAGGGUUUCCAAUUCGUGCACAAGAACGCGACCAUUCUCCUGCAUCGCAUUCUCCGCUUCCCUAACCCCGAGCAAUCGCGCGAUUCCCCUCUCGAAAGCCUUCCUCCAUUCAAGGACCUUGAACCGCUUGACAAGAGCGGCGCGUAUGUUGUGCAGGUGUCGAUAAAGAUCCAGGACAACUAUAAGCCAGAGACCCGAGAAAAAGCCCAGGCGGAGCUCCUUGCAUUGAAAGGAACGCUGAAAGGCGUCAUCGAUUUGGAGCCCGCGGAGAGGCUCGCUCUGGACACCCGAGUCAAGGCCAGACCGGGCUGA
Messenger RNA from Lasiodiplodia theobromae, 792 nucleotides. RefSeq names its product RNA polymerase ii mediator complex subunit. Gene Ontology annotation, molecular function: transcription coregulator activity. NCBI's taxonomy places the organism in Eukaryota, Fungi, Ascomycota, Dothideomycetes, Botryosphaeriales, Botryosphaeriaceae. Gene Ontology annotation, cellular component: mediator complex; core mediator complex. The record is from RefSeq and is a predicted model, not a curated record. The coding region runs from base 1 to 792 and encodes 263 amino acids. The transcript has 2 exons. Gene Ontology annotation, biological process: termination of RNA polymerase II transcription; regulation of transcription by RNA polymerase II.